UCAUUUUUUGAUAUAAUCGCCGACAGCCAUCACGAUCACAAUUAAAAUCCGAAACACGAGCUCCCCGUAUAAAUAAUCAUCCGCUGAGGUGUCCUUCAUUUUCUUCUCUCGGUCUCUUCCCCUUCUCAACUGGCGGGAAACCGUACUCUUCAUCUCUCUCUCUCUCUCUCUAGGGUUUCCAAUCUCUCGCUCAUCUCUGGCUCCGCUCUCUCCCUCUCCUAGGGGUUUCUAGGGUUUAGAAGCUACGAUGAGCUUCAGAAAGGGCUCGAAGGUGUGGGUUGAGGAUAAGGACUUGUCGUGGACUGAGGCUGAGGUGGUCGAAGUCAAGGAUAAGCUCGUGAGCUUGAUCACUGCUCAAAGAAAGAAGAUUAAUGUUCCGCCGGAUAAGUUGCUUCCACGGGAUGCGGAUGCUGAUCUGGGAGGGGUAGAUGACAUGACCAAAUUGACUUAUCUUAGCGAGCCGGGGGUUCUUUAUAAUCUUGCCAGAAGAUAUGCACUCAAUGAGAUAUAUACAUACACAGGAAGUAUACUCAUAGCUGUCAACCCAUUCACCAAGCUUCCUCAUCUAUAUAAUGCACAUAUGAUGGAGCAGUACAAGGGUGUUCGAUUUGGGGACUUAAGCCCUCAUGUUUUUGCUAUAGCCGAUGCGUCAUACAGAGCUAUGAUGAAUGAGGCCCGCAGUCAGUCCAUUUUGGUUAGCGGAGAAAGCGGAGCUGGGAAAACUGAGACCACAAAGCUAAUUAUGCAGUACUUAACACAUGUUGGCGGUCGGGCUGCUAGUGAUGAUCGUACUGUUGAGCAGCAAGUUUUGGAAUCAAAUCCGCUCUUGGAGGCAUUUGGUAAUGCAAAAACUGUUCGAAAUGAUAACUCAAGUCGCUUUGGAAAAUUUGUUGAAAUCCAGUUUGAUACAAGCGGUAGGAUAUCUGGUGCUGCUGUAAGAACCUACCUCUUGGAAAGGUCUCGUGUAGUACAAAUUACAGAUCCUGAGAGAAACUACCACUGCUUUUAUCAGCUAUGUGCUUCUGGAAAGGAUGCAGAGAAAUACAAACUUGGUCAUCCGAGUGAAUUCCAUUACUUGAACCAAAGCAAGACGUAUGAGCUAGAUGGAGUAAGCAAUGCUGAAGAGUACUGGAAGACACGGAGAUCAAUGGAUAUAGUUGGUAUAAAUUACAGCGAUCAGGAAGCAAUAUUUCGCACCCUAGCUGCUAUUCUUCAUCUUGGGAACAUUGAAUUUUCUCCUGGAAAGGAACAUGAUUCUUCAAUCGUCAAGGACACACAGUCUACUUUUCAUCUUGAGAUGGCCUCUGAGUUAUUCAUGUGUGAUGCCGGUCUUUUGCUUGCAACAUUGUGUUCUCGGUCAAUAAAGACUCGUGAAGGAACUAUCAUUAAAGCACUUGACUGUGCUUCUGCUACAGCUAAUCGUGAUGUUCUUGCCAAGACUGUAUAUGCUCGAUUGUUUGACUGGCUUGUUGAAAACAUUAACAAGUCUGUUGGUCAAGACCCGGAUUCCAGGAUACAAAUUGGAGUCUUAGACAUCUAUGGUUUUGAAUGCUUCAAAAAUAACAGCUUUGAGCAGUUCUGCAUCAACUUUGCGAAUGAAAAACUUCAACAACAUUUCAAUGAGCAUGUAUUCAAGAUGGAGCAGGAGGAGUACAGAAAUGAAGAAAUCAAUUGGAGCUAUAUUGAGUUUAUAGAUAACCAAGACAUUUUGGAUUUGAUUGAGAAGAAGCCUAUUGGAAUAAUUUCUCUUCUGGAUGAAGCUUGUAUGUUCCCAAAGUCAACGCAUGAGACAUUUUCGACCAAGUUGUUUCAAAGCUUCAAGACACAUCCAAGAUUAGAAAAAGCAAAAUUUUCUGAGACAGAUUUUACUAUGUCUCAUUAUGCAGGAAAGGUAACCUAUCAAUCAGAUUCGUUUUUGGAUAAAAAUCGGGACUAUGUCAUUAUAGAACACUGCAAUCUGUUAUCUUCAUCAAAAUGCUGUUUCAUUUCUGGUCUGUUUGCUUUACUGCCGGAGGAAUCUUCGAGAUCGUCUUACAAGUUCUCUUCUGUAGCUUCUAGAUUUAAGCAACAACUUCAAGCUCUCAUGGAGACACUCAAUGCAACAGAACCUCACUAUGUUCGUUGUAUAAAACCGAACUCCUCAAACCGUCCUCAGAAGUUUGAGAAUCAGAGUGUCCUACAUCAAUUGCGUUGUGGGGGUGUUUUGGAGGCUGUUCGAAUUAGUCUUGCUGGUUAUCCUACUCGGAGAACUUACUCGGAGUUUAUAGAUCGAUUUGGACUCUUAGCUCCAGAAUUAAUGGAUGGCAGUUAUGACGAGAUGACCGUGACCGAGAAAAUCCUGCAAAAGUUAAAACUUGAAAACUUCCAGCUUGGCAGGGCCAAAGUGUUCCUCAGAGCUGGUCAAAUUGCAAUUUUAGAUUCUCGGCGGAUUGAGGUUUUGGAGAGCGCUGCAAGGCUCGUGCAGAACCGUUUUCGAACAUAUGUUACUCACAAGGAGUUUGUUCUCAUCAAGGGUGCAGCAAUUUCUCUGCAAGCAUAUUGUAGAGGUUGUUUGGCUCGAUUGUUAUAUGAGAAAAGAAGACAGGAAACAGCAACAGUUGUGAUUCAGAAACAUGUCCGGAAAUGGUUGCUGCGGCGUGCUUUCUUGCAUGUCCAUUCAGCAGUUCUGAUUAUUCAGUCUAGUAUUCGCAGUUUUUCUGUUCGCCAUAAAUUCACACACCUGAAGGAACAUAGGGCGGCCACGCUAAUCCAGGCAUGGUGGAGGAUGCGGAUGGCCUAUGUGGCUUUCUGUCAACAUCGACGUGCUGCUGUGUCCAUUCAAUGUGCCUGGAGACAGAAACUUGCAAAAAGAGAGCUUCGAAGGCUUCGACUGGCUGCAAAUGAAACUGGUGCCUUGCGCGAUGCAAAGAACAAACUCGAGAAGAAGUUGGAGGAUCUUGCUUGGAGAGUAGCUCUCGAAAAGAGACUACGGGUAACAAGUGAAGAAACAAAAGCCAUGGAAGUUUCAAAGCUUCAGAAAGCAAUGGACUUGUUGAACUCUGAGCUGAGUGCUGCCAAAUUGGCCACUAUAAGUGAGCAAAAGAAGAAUUCGGUUCUUCUAAGCCAGGUUGAUGCACUAGCGAAAGAUAAGGCAAUGCUGGAAAGCAGUCUUGAGGAAAUGGCUGAAGUAAGGAAGGAGAACUUUAAUCUGAAGAAUUCGGUAGAGUCUCUGGCCAAGAAGAACUCAGACUUGGAGAGUGAUCUGCAGAAAGUUCGAAACCAUAGCAAUGAAACGUUGAAAAAGUUGCAAGAUAUGGAAACCAAAUACGUACAGCUUCAGCAAAAUUUGCAGAGCAUGGAGGAUAAGCUGUCUACAUUACAGGAUGAAAACCACAUAUUGAGACAAAAUGCAAUAAGCACCUCACCUCCAGCGAACAAUCUUUCUGUGGUCCCAAAAUUUUUCUCUGAGAAGCAUUCUGGAGAAUAUACGCUUCCAAAUAUUAACCAGAGUCCUACAUUUGAAAGUCCAACACCGACAAAAUAUGUUGCUGCUGUUCCACGCACCCUGUCAGAAUCACGGCGAUCUAGAAUGACCAUGGAGAAACAUGAGGAAAAACAUGAACUUCUUUUUCGGUGCAUCAAAGAAGAUUUGGGCUUCAAAGAUGGCAAGCCAGUUGCAGCUUGUACAAUAUAUAGAUGCCUUCUCCAAUGGCGUGCCUUCGAAGCUGAGAGGACCAUUAUAUUUGACUUUAUAGUUGAGUCAAUCAAUGAUGUUCUUAAGGUGGAUGCUGAACAUGAUAUCCUGCCAUAUUGGUUGUCCAAUACAUCAGCGCUUCUAUGCCUCUUGCAGAGGAAUCUUCGUUCAAAUGGCUUACUUACUACACCUGCUCGGCGUUCUGCCGCUUUGGGGUUAAGUGGAAAAGCAACACCAGCUCAGAAAACUCCUUUACGACUUAUGGGACGUGAAGAUAGUGUGUCACAUGUGGAUGCAAGAUAUCCAGCUAUAUUGUUUAAACAGCAGUUGACUGCCUGCUUGGAGAAGAUUUUCGGAUUGAUUAGGGAUAAUUUGAAGAAAGAGUUAUCACCACUUCUUAGUCUAUGCAUUCAGGCCCCAAAAACUACUCGAGCACAUGCUGGUAGAGCAUCUAAAUCACAGUGCGGUGGCGUUCAACAGCCAUUGAGCAUUCACUGGGAUGGCAUUGUCAAAUUUUUAGAUUCACUAUUGGCUCGAUUACGCAAUAACUAUGUACCGUCUUUUUUCAUCCGUAAGCUUAUCACCCAGGUUUUCUCAUUCAUGAACAUCCAGCUUUUCAAUAGCCUUCUUCUGCGGCGUGAAUGCUGCACAUUUUCCAAUGGGGAAUAUGUGAAAUCUGGACUUGCGGUGCUGGAGAAGUGGAUUGCUGAUGUUACAGAGGAAUUUGCAGGAACUUCUUGGCAUGAGUUGAACUACAUCAGACAAGCAGUUGGAUUUUUGGUUAUACAUCAGAAGAGGAGGAAAUCCCUUGAUGAGAUACAGCAAGACCUUUGCCCGGCAUUGAGUGUAAGGCAAAUCUAUAGAAUAUGUACAAUGUACUGGGAUGACAAAUAUAGCACGCAGAGCGUAUCAAAUGAGGUUGUUGCAACAAUGAGAGAUCUGGUGAACAAAGAUUCACAAAGUCUCAUGUCAAAUUCGUUUUUGUUGGAUGAUGAUAUGAGCAUUCCAUUUUCUACUGAAGACAUAUCAAAGGCUAUCCCUGCGAUAGACCCUAUGGAUGUCGAUAUCCCACCGCAGCUUCGACAAAUUCCAUCAGCCCACUUGCCAGUACGGCGCCUUGAGAUACCGCCUACUUGAGAAAAAUAUCAAUAAAAUAUUUAAAAAUCCGGGCUCAACUGCCCUCAAUUUGGGCUUCAGCUGAUAUAGUUGCAUGGGAUGCAUCCUGGGAAUACUCAGUUCCCAAUAUAUGGAAGCUUUGAUUUGUGGCAGGAACGGUGCAGAAUUUGCAAAUCGUGGGAUGGAGGGCUUUCCCUCAUUUCAGAAUGAGACUGCAACUGGAGCAGAAGGUUCUAACAAUGGACUGACAUUAUACUGUACUAACAUCGAACUGCACUGCUAAUCCACAAUUGUACUAACAUUAUAUUGUAAUGCACCCAGAAAGGCCCUGCAGCUAUUCAGUUGCUGGUGGGGACAGAACCUGCAGAUACACUUGAAACAUCCCACUGUAAUAUUAUGUGCAACUCCUUAUUGCUCGCGAUGCUGUAAUAUAUUGUGAGUCUGGGAUUUUUAACCAGAUCAGCAUGGGGAGAUCAAUAUAAUUAUUUUAUGAUUCUGUUU
Messenger RNA from Asparagus officinalis (garden asparagus), 5290 nucleotides. RefSeq names its product protein OPAQUE1. Gene Ontology annotation, cellular component: actin cytoskeleton; cytoplasm; myosin complex. Lineage: Eukaryota; Viridiplantae; Streptophyta; Magnoliopsida; Asparagales; Asparagaceae. The transcript has 38 exons. Gene Ontology annotation, biological process: actin filament organization; vesicle transport along actin filament. The coding region runs from base 248 to 4810 and encodes 1520 amino acids. The record is from RefSeq and is a predicted model, not a curated record. Gene Ontology annotation, molecular function: ATP binding; actin filament binding; microfilament motor activity.